UUGGAGAGGAGCAGAGCACCAGACCCACCUUCUUGACUGAGCCGAUCCAGCUAUAAUCAAGAAGAUCCCCUCCUCCUCCUCCUCGGCUGGACCGCCUUGGGGCGCAGAGCCGAGGCCUCCGGUCGAUCUGUCGCGAGGAGCACUGAUCGCGGCCUCGCUUCCAUCUUGUUGGGACUUGGAUGUGGGGCAAGCAGGCGGAGCGGACAGGAAGAAGUAGGCUGGAGGUGGAGUGAGAAGGGGAAGCGGAGAAACAAAGGCCACACAAUGACCUUAAUAGAUUUCAUAGAGCUGAGUGACGAUAAUAUUAUUGACUUGAGCAGCGAUGAGGAGACUGUUCAAGAGGAUCAGAUUGCAACUCAACACCGGGCGAUGUUGCUUUAUAAGCAGGGUGUGUUUGUCCUAGCUGGUGAAGGAAGCCGAGGGGUGCAGGCCGUGUUUGUUGCAGCUGGUGAAGGAAGUCAAGAUGUGCAGGCCGUGUUUGUUGCAUCCAGUGAAGGAAGGCAAGAGGCUUCUGAGCCCGGACAUGCUUUGGAAGCUACCGCAUCGUCCAUGAUUAUGGAGGAAGCACCUCUUGUUGCAACUAGUCAAGGAAGUCAAGAUGUGCAGGCUGUGUCUGUUGCAGCUAGUGAAGUAAGGCAAGAUGGGCAGGUUGUGUUUGUUGCAGCUAGGGAAGGGAGGCAAGAGGCUUCUGAGCACGGACAUGCUUUGGAAGCUACCGCAUUGUCCUUGGUUACGGAAAAACCACCUGUUGAUACGGUUGUGCUCGCUCUCCCACAUGCUGGAUCACCGAAUUGUCUUCGCUCUCCAACAUCAACGCCAUUCGCCGGCCUGACUUCCACCACUCCGAAGGCUCUGACGUCUGAAGGUGGCGACACAAAGCUGGUGAGAGCAAAGGUGAAACGUCCUAGGAAGAACCACCAUACCGGCACUCCUAAAGCUGUGACUUCUGAAGGUGGCGACUUAAAGCUCGUGAGACUGGAGACGAAACAUCCUAAGAAGAAGAACCAUACAGAAAAACCACCUCUUGGUACGGCUGUCCUCGCUCUCCAACAUGCUGAAUCGCCGAUUUGUCCUUGCACAUCAGAGCCAUUCCCCGGCCUAACUUGCACCAGCCCGAAGGCUCUGUCCUCAGAAGGUGGCGACGCAAAUCUGGUGAGCGGGAAGGUGAAACAUCGUAGGAAGAACUACUGACCCUGCAAACUAACUCCUUAGACUGAAUCUUUCUAACUACUGUUGCUGUAGUUCAUCUCAUAGGUAACCACUCUUAUUGUAUCCGUACUGGGAUCGGAGCUCGUGUUGCCCCCCAUCUCUCUGCAUUCGUCUAGAAUGUCAGUUGUGGGUGAUUUUUGGACUGGCUUUGUCAAGCACUUCGUUAGGUGGUAUUUUGGUGAACCUGGAUAUGGCGCGCAGCUGCUGUUAUCUGGGAGCUUAGGAAACUACUUAGAAUUUAGAUUUUUUUGCCAUCCUGGCUCCAAGCUGAGAUGUAACCAAACCGACAAUAGACCGAAAUUUGUGAGAGUAACUGCAUCUUGAGUUUUUUGUAAAAAAAGAGUGUUUCACUUUGGUAGAUGAAGCUGAAGCUACAGCUUAGCUCUGUCC
This is a messenger RNA of Triticum dicoccoides, 1599 nucleotides long. RefSeq lists its product as uncharacterized. The transcript has 5 exons. The record is from RefSeq and is a predicted model, not a curated record. Bases 265 to 1191 code for a protein of 308 amino acids. NCBI's taxonomy places the organism in Eukaryota, Viridiplantae, Streptophyta, Magnoliopsida, Poales, Poaceae.